Molecule: messenger RNA, 3022 nt
Organism: Budorcas taxicolor (takin)
Lineage: Eukaryota; Metazoa; Chordata; Mammalia; Artiodactyla; Bovidae
Product: KIAA0408 ortholog
Exons: 6
Coding region: 310-2391 (693 amino acids)
Source: RefSeq, a predicted model, not a curated record
UCAAAGGGAUUUGUCAGUACUUCUCUGUUGAAUGGUGGGACUGAUUUUACAUUCCCAUUUCAUGCAAAGAAGCAAGAUUCCCUGCUCCAAGACGCCAAAGACUUUUCACUCUAAAACAACCAGCUGUCCUCCCAUUGCUAGUUUGACCGGUAGUUGGACCUCCAUAGGAUUUCUCCCCAGUGCAAAAAGGCUUUGUUUUAAAGGCAAGUGAGACUGCUUCAAAUAAAACAGCUCCAAGCUUCCAAGAAACAGUUAAGAGAAGGCAGAGACGAACAGAAAUACCCCUUCACUAACACUCACACGGUUGCCAUGGACCUGCACAAGCAGUGCGAGAACACAGAGAGUAACUGGCACAAGGAACAAAUGGAAUUGCUGGACCAGUUUGACAAUGAAAGAAAGGAAUGGGAAAGUCAGUGGAAGAUAAUGCAGAAGAAGAUAGAAGAGCUCUGCCAUGAAGUAAAGCGUCGGAGGAAAAUCAACAUGAGUGAACGUGCUAAGGUCAUUGAUUUUGAUUGUGAGAAGGCCGUUGGAGAUAAAAUGGAAUCUUCUGCAGAUUACCCCAAUUCAGGACAAUGUAAAUUUACAGGGAUACAUCCCAGGGACAUUCUGGGAAAAAAAGAUAAAACAGAGCAGAGUUUACUCAGGGAAAGAAAUCAAGUGUGCAAGGAACAAAAAACAAUCAAAAAAUCAAAAGUAGGGUAUAUGGAUUCUGAAUCCAGAGACAACCAUAAAGAACGUGGUGCCCGGCCUGACUGGAGGACUUCUGAGGCAGAGAACAAGAGCUGCUCUGGCACCCUCAACACAGCUCUUGAAGAACUUGCCAAAGUUAGUGAAGAGUUAUGCAACUUUCAAGAGGAAAUUCGAAAGCGGUCUAACCACAGAAGGAUGAAGUCAGAUUCUUUUCUCCAGGAAGCACCAAAUGUAACGAAUACUCCUCAUGGAGGUCACAUGAUCAACAACAGCCAGUGCAUUCCUUCAACCAGUUUAGAAAACGAGAAGUGGAAAAACAGAAAAAACCUGAGCUGCACCAAUGUUUUCCAGAACAAUUCCAAGAAAAAAGAUGGAGUUGAUACAACCGAUCUGAAAAGAAGUGAAACCCCACCAAUUCCUCCUCCAAGAAGCACAUCUCGAAAUUUUCCCAGCUCAUAUUCUGCACAAGCCCACGAAAGUUGGAAGGAAUGUUUAGACCACAGCAGCGGGGUGGCCCAAGAGGGUCAAGGUGAAAAAAACAGCCACCCUCAUUUCCUUUGGAAGCAUGCUGAGAUGUCUCUGCUGGGUCUAAAUGAAGGGAGGACUCUGAAUGAUGGUAUCACGUGUCCUUCUUUGGCACCAGAAGCCAAAGUAGAUAACAAGCCUUCAUGUAAUGAAAAUGUUGGACUUAGCAUGUGGUUGUGCAACACUGGGGUUUGUGCAAAAAAUAGCCCCUCUACACUGUGGUUUCAGAAAGCCUGCUCUACUCCAGAUAAGCCAAAAUAUGAAAAGGUAAUUCCAGAUCACUCUGCUAAAUCUCCUCCUGAUCUUCAUAUAAGCAAUGACUGUAGCUCCUUAGUGUCACAGAGCAGCAGCCCACUGAGAAGUUUCAGUUAUGGCUUUGAAAAGACUACUGGGAAUGAAAAGCUGGCAAAAAAGACUGAUGAAUUUAACAGAAUUGUAUUUAGAACAGAUAGAAAUUGUCAUGCUGUACAACAAAGUCAAAGCUGCUCAGAACGAUCCGAAGAUCUUCAGCGCUGUGAGACCUUAGCUGCGUGCACAGGCAGCGUCUCAGUCAGUGAUGGUGUUUCUGACGUUCUGAAAGCCAGUGCCCCCAUGCCUGUGCCCAGGGAAAAUGUGCCUGAUAAUUCCACCAAAAACCCCACACCAGGCCAGUUCACACAAACACGGGAGCCCAUAAGCCCUAGCAGUUACCGGAAUAUGCUUCAUGAGCAUGACUGGAGACCAAGUAGUUUGUCUGGCCGGCCAAGGUCCGCGGACCCCAGGUCAAAUUACGGUGUGGUGGAAAAGCUGCUGAAAACCUAUGAGACGUCUGCGGGGUCUGCAUUGCAGAAUUCUAGAUGCUUCCAGGCCAACUGGACGAAAUGUAGUUCUGAUGUCAGUGGUGGAGCCACAUUAGGUCAGCAUUUAGAAAAGCUCCGCAUAGAACAAGAGCUUGAGCACAAGACAGCAAUGCAUGGAGCACAGCACGUGAAGCAAGGGGCAGAUCGGAAAAAGGCAACUGAGGAAUCCAUGGCAGUGAAAUCCUCACCCGGAAAAGGAUUUUCCCGGCCUGCGAGACCAGCAAAUCGCCGUCUCCCAUCCAGAUGGGCAUCUAGAUCUCCUUCAGCACCUCCUGCCUUGCGGAGAACUGCCCGCAGCUUCCCCAUUCCUCUGCGAUCAGAAGCAUCGAUGGUCUAAGCCUCUGGCCUGGAUUGCUAGACUGCGAGAGUCCCGAUUGCCAGACAGAGUGUUCCGAGUGUUUACAGCCACUUCUGUCUCUUCUGUACCUUUCAAGAUUACUGGGACAAUUUAAACCUUAACUUCCCAUCAGUCUUCAGUGUUUUGAAUCUAUGGAGUAAUUAUCUUCCUCUAUUUUGAUUUCCUAGAUCAGAAUUUUUUAAUGCCAUCCUCAUUAAUUUGCCAAUAUGAUUUAAGUCGAAACAGUGUACUAUAUUGUAUAUUCUGACUUUCUUGCAAGUGGCAGAAAGCAAGGUUAUGUGCAUGGCUAUGUGUUUUGUAGGUGCAUGUGUUGAUACAGGAAAUGUCAGUAUGUAUUUAGAGAAGUAAAACUUAUGUGCUAGUGUUGACUUUGAAAUUAUAACGUAUAUACCUAUAUAUUCUUUGUGUUUAUUUAAAAUUUUUUAAAACACACAGUAUCAUUUAUAUUUUUUGUACCUUUUAAUGGGUAUCCACUUAAGGCGUUUGAGGUACAUAUAUUAACUAACCACUUCCUUGGCCCCAACUACAUAGAAAACUAACUAUACAUAUACCUAAGGUUAGUAGGUUUCUACAGCCAACUCAGUUCCUUAACCCAUAUAAGGAUAGACUC